UGCCAGCUCCGGUUCCAGUUCGGUGCCAGCUCUGCUCUGGUGUCACUGGUGCCCCCCACGUGCCAUGAGGGAGGACUUUGUCCCCAGGGUGCCCUCUCCAGCUCCACCAGCUCGGCUCUGAGGGCUUGCAAAGGUUGCUGGCAGGGGAGAUGGCGACCAGGAGGCUCCUGCUGGGGGUCCUGCUGUGGGUGGGCGCUGCCAGGGCGGCGAGGGACAGCCUGACCAACGUCUGCAUGGAUGCCACCCACCACAAGAAGGAGCCUGGGCCCGAGGGGAAGCUCUAUGGGCAGUGUGCCCUGUGGAAGGACAACGCCUGCUGCACGGCCAACACCAGCCAGGAAGCCCACCAGGACCAGUCCUACCUCUACAGCUUCAACUGGGACCACUGUGGGGUGAUGCCCCCCAAGUGCAAGCGGCACUUCAUCCAGGACACCUGCCUCUACGAGUGCUCCCCCAACCUGGGGCCGUGGAUCGACCAGGCUGACAGCAGCUGGAGGAAGGAGAGGAUCCUCCAUGUGCCGCUGUGCCGGGAGGACUGCGAGCAGUGGUGGGAGGACUGCCAGGAGGCUCUCACCUGCAAGGUCAACUGGCACAAGGGCUGGAACUGGACCUCAGGCACCAACCAGUGUCCCCAGGGCUCCAUGUGCCAGAGGUUCAGGGUGGUGUUCCCCACCCCAGCCAGGCUGUGCGAGGACAUCUGGUCCCAGUCCUACCGGUGGAGCCCUCACCGGCGGGGCAGCGGCCGCUGCAUCCAGAUGUGGUUCGACCCCGCCCAGGGCAACCCCAACGUGGCCGUGGCACGGUUCUAUGCCAAGGCUGCUGCCCCCCCCCGGGGGCCUGCCCCUCGCCUCGGGGGGCCUGCUGCUGCUGCCCACCGCCGGCCGGCUGCUCCUCUCCGCCUGACAUGGAGGUCGCCGUGGCCGUGCUCGAUGCAAGCCUGGAGACCACCCCGUGGAGACCCCCAUGAUCCCUCUCGACCACCCCAUGGAGACCCUCCCAGCCCUUGA
Messenger RNA from Dryobates pubescens (Downy woodpecker), 1007 nucleotides. Its product is annotated as folate receptor gamma. The transcript has 4 exons. Bases 150 to 1007 code for a protein of 285 amino acids. Gene Ontology annotation, molecular function: signaling receptor activity. The record is from RefSeq and is a predicted model, not a curated record. Lineage: Eukaryota; Metazoa; Chordata; Aves; Piciformes; Picidae. Gene Ontology annotation, cellular component: external side of plasma membrane.